Fomitopsis serialis is the source of this 1464-nucleotide messenger RNA. Its product is annotated as MFS monosaccharide transporter. The coding region runs from base 1 to 1464 and encodes 487 amino acids. Gene Ontology annotation, cellular component: membrane. NCBI's taxonomy places the organism in Eukaryota, Fungi, Basidiomycota, Agaricomycetes, Polyporales, Fomitopsidaceae. The transcript has 7 exons. The record is from RefSeq and is a predicted model, not a curated record. Gene Ontology annotation, molecular function: carbohydrate:proton symporter activity. Gene Ontology annotation, biological process: transmembrane transport; carbohydrate transport.
AUGCCCGGUCCCGUCGCAACAGGCAAUGGCAUCGGCAUCGGUGCCAACGCCCCCACGAACAAGCUCGCCGGCAUCGGUAUGACCGCCUUUGCCGCCUUUGGUGGUAUCCUCUUCGGCUACGACACCGGAACCAUCAGCGGCAUCAUCGCCAUGCUCGACUGGCUCAAGCUAUUAUGUCCCUCCUCCCGCCAGUCCCUCGUCGUCUCCAUCCUCUCCGCCGGUACCUUUUUGGUGAGCAUCGGCGCGUCCUCGCAUCAUGUAACCACACUUAUUCCACUCCCCUCCCCAGGUGCCCUCAUCGGCGCACCCGUCGCCGAUAUCAUCGGUCGUCGCCACGGUAUCCAGUUCGCCUGCUUGGUCUUCGUCCUCGGUGUCGCCCUCCAGGUCGGCUCCCACAACAUCGCGACCUUCGUCGUCGGCCGUGUCUUCGCCGGUCUCGGUGUCGGCCUCGUCUCCACACUCAUCCCCAUGUACCAGUCCGAGUGCGCGCCCAAAUGGAUCCGCGGCGCCGUCGUCGCCGGCUACCAGUGGGCCGUCACCAUCGGUCUCCUCCUCGCGUCUUUCAUCUGGGCGUUCAUCGUCUUCACCGGCAUGUUCUUCCUCCCUGAGGCUGCCAAUGCCCUCGGUCGUCUCACUGGCCUGUCGCCCACCGACCCCGAGGUUGAGGUCGAGCUUGCGGACAUCAGCGCCAACCUCGAGGAGGAGCGUGCGCUCGGCGAGAGCUCGUACCUCGACUGCUUCCGCUUCUCGCACAACAAGAUCUUCCUCCGCACCAUGUCCGGUAUCUUCAUCCAGGCGUGGCAGCAGCUCACCGGCAUCAACUUCAUCUUCUACUACGGCACGACCUUCUUCUCGCAGGCGGGCAUCAAGAACGCCUUCCUCGUGUCGGUGGCAACGAACAUCGUCAACGUGUUCAUGACCAUCCCCGGCAUGUGGGGUGUCGAGCGCUUCGGCCGUCGGUCACUCCUGCUCUGGGGUGCUGCGUGGAUGACGAUGUGCGAGUUCCUCAUCGCCAUCGUCGGCGUCACCAUCUCCGUCGACAACAAGGCCGGCCAGCAGGCGCUCAUCGCCCUCACCUGUCUGUACAUCGCCGCAUUCGCCUCGACGUGGGGUCCUAUUGCGUGGAUCAUCACGGGCGAGAUCUACCCGCUCAACGUCCGCGCGAAGGCGAUGUCCAUGUCCGUCGCGUCGAACUGGCUGUGGAACUUCGGGAUCGGGUACGCGACGCCGUACCUGGUGUUCUUCAUCUGGGGCUCGACGUGCGCGGGCGCGUUCGUGUUCACGUACUUCUUCAUCCCCGAGACGAAGGGCCUGUCGCUCGAGCAGAUCGACCUGCUCUACCAGAACUCGACGCCGCUCACGAGCGUCGCGUACCGCCGCGAGCUCGUCGCGAACGACGUCCAUGCCGCGGACCACCUCGCGGAGCGCCAUCACGACGAGAAGGUCGUCGACGAAAAGGUCUGA